GAUAAUUUAGCUUAGUACGGCUGUCGUCAUAUGCCCCACUCUUUUCCAUUGAUGUGUUGUUUUCUUAUACGAGCUGCCGAGCACUGUAUACACUUUUUUUGUCAAACUACCAAAUUGGUUACAUGUAGUGUAAAAUACAACUCUUAAUAAUUCAACUCAGUUUUAGACUUUAAAAGAUUGUAAAAUUUUACUUUUAUUUUAUAAUUUAUUAUUUUCUGUUAAUUGAACAGGUGACAUAACAUAGCGAUAAUUUAUCGUAAUUAAAAUUAAUGUACGUAUUAACAGCUACAAACAGAUGUUGAAAUGUCUGCUAGACAAAUAAGAAAGGCUCUAGGUAAAGACGCUUUGGUUGUUGCAAAUUUGUCUGAUGAUGAGAUCGAUGCAAGUGAUGUUCGAACUGGUGCUACUUCAAAAAACAAAUCUUUUAAUGUUUUUAAUUUGUUAAAUGACAGUGAAGACAUUGAUGAAGAUGUUGAUGAAAGCCAGAAGAAAACCUCAGAGGACGAAAAAGACCCAAAAAACGUAGUUGGUGAUCAAAGAAAAAAAAUUAAAAAAAAGAAGAAGAGUUCAAAAAAAAAUCAAGAGAAAAAAACAAAUCCUGUCAUUGAAGAUGAUGUGGAUGGAAUUGUUAGAAAAGUGAAUGAUUUAUUAGGUGACCCACAACCAUCUACUAGUCAAAAUGUCACUAUUGAAGAGAAUGACACACUUAUACCAGAACAUAGAAUUUUAGCAACUGAGCUCAAGCAUUUAAACUAUGAGAAUGAAGUAAUACAGAAAUAUGGUAUAUCCUCUUUGAGAGAAGAGCAAAAGCAUAAUCAAAGGAGUGUAAAAAGGUAUAAAAGGCUUUUGCGGAAGACAAAUAUAAUCUCUUAUGAUUUUUCCAUGGGACCAGCAGUACCAAGUGGAAUAUUCAUGUGUUUUGAUGAAAAUAGUUCGGAUGAAAAUAACAAAUACUUUUAUUUUAAACACAGUAAUGACUACUCUGAAAUACAAAAAGAAUUUCUUAGACUUGUGAAUUCCAAAGUUGACAUAAAUGAAUAUCUUAAAUUCAUUAGAAAACACCACUAUCAUACAGAUUGCCUCUUACAGCUGGCACAUUUUGCUAUUGAGGAACAAGAUGUAACUUCAGGUUGCAGUUUCAUUAAAACUGCUAUAUUUUAUUUGGAACAUGUUUUUCAUUCAAAGUUUAAUCUUAGCUCUGGCAAAUGUAGAUUAGAUUAUAAAAGACAAGAAAACCGCGCCUUUUAUAUUGCAAUAUUUAGAUAUCUUAUUCUAAUGGGAAACCGAACUUUAUAUAGAACCAGUUUAGAGUUGUGUAAACUAUUACUAUCAUUAAGUCAGCCAUUGGAUCCAUUAGCUGUAAUUUUAAUGCUGGAUUUCUAUGCUAUCAAGUCUGAGCAAUAUGAAUGGUUCAUUGAAUUUUGUGAUUUGUGGCAAGAAAAGAGAAAUUUAUCUAAGCUUCCAAAUAUAGCAUUUGGUCUUGCUCUUUCUCAUUUUCAUGUUUACAAAAAAUUGUUGAACUCCAAACCUAAAUCCGAAGAUGCGAGACAAAAGAAUGAAAAAAUCGCAAAUGAACAUAAGAAAAUUGCUGAUGAACUUUUGCAAACAGCCUUGAUUAGGUAUCCAGGUGUUUUGCUACCAUUAUUGGAAGCUAUUAAAAUGGACCCUGGUCAAAUGGUACUGAGUAACGAGUAUUUUCAAUACAAUGCAAAAUUGACGACAUCAGGAGGUUUACAGCAAGUUCAAGAGUUAUUUGUUAAUCGUAGUUAUCAUGUUUGGAAAAACAAGGAUGUUCUUUUAUGGCUAGAAAAUCAAUACAAUGCUGUAAUAGCCAGAAUCAAUGUUGAGACAGAUUAUAUUAAUGAAGUUAUUAUGCAAAGACAUAAUGAAUACCGUCAUUUACCAUUGGAUAUUAAACGUCACCUAGUCUUGUCUGGAUUAACACCACCAAGAUAUAUGUUAACAAUGACAAAUGAAAUUCAAGAACAACUUGCAUUUGAUCCAUAUCCUCCAAAGGGUGCAGAUGUUCAAAAUACUUAUACUUAUCCACCCGAAAGACCAACUGAAAGUGUAAAUACUGAGACUAGGACAAAUUCCAGUAUCCUUACUGCUUUCUUAUCAUCUCUUAUAGCAGGUACAACAGAGGGACAAGAAAUAAAUGGACCUUUUCAAAGGGUUUUCAGACGUCCUGAAAAUUUGCUAGAAGAAAAUGAUGUCCAAGAGGAACGACUUCCGGAACCGGAAUUCGAUUGAAUAGGAAUUUUUCUUGUUUUUUUCUUAGUAAAUAUUGAAAUUAAUUUGAAUGAUUUUUCAAUUUUUUUA
Messenger RNA from Trichogramma pretiosum, 2322 nucleotides. RefSeq names its product transcription factor 25 (gene Nulp1). Lineage: Eukaryota; Metazoa; Arthropoda; Insecta; Hymenoptera; Trichogrammatidae. Bases 304 to 2253 code for a protein of 649 amino acids. The record is from RefSeq and is a predicted model, not a curated record. Gene Ontology annotation, cellular component: RQC complex. The transcript is spliced from 8 exons.